AUGCUCCGCUGCCUCCCGGCUGAUGUCUCUGAGUCCGUGUGGCCAGAGUUCAAGGACCAGCUGGCCCAGGAGACGGGGGAGCUCAAGAUGGGAAAGCCGGAGAAGUUUGACAACUUUAUUGGCCCGGUGAUCCAUGAGCGAUCGUGGGAGAAACUGGUUAGGGUCAUUAAGGACGCGAAAAAAGAUCCCUCCGUCACUCUUUUGGCGGGCGCCAAUACCAGCCGCGAGGUUGGCUGGUUUGUGAAGCCUACCAUCUUCCAGGUCCAGGAUCCGUCUCACAGUCUCAUGAAGAACGAGUUCUUUGGGCCAAUUUUGUCUGUCUACGUGUUCCCUGACAGCAAUUAUGAAGAGACUUUAUCCCUGGUAGACUCGAGCACCAACUUCGGUCUCACCGGUGCAGUAUUCGCCAAGGACCAGUCGGCCAUCGAGGCUGCUGAGCAGCAUCUGCGUCACUCAGCCGGCAACUUCUAUAUCAACUGCAAGAGCAGUGGCGCGUUGGUCAGUCACCAGCCAUUCGGAGGCUCCAGGGCCAGCGGAACCAAUGACAAGGCUACCAGCACAAAUUUGGUCGCGCGUUUCGCCAGCAUCCGCAGCAUCAAGGAGGGCUUCCAGCUGGCAGAUGAGGUCAUGUAUCCUUCGAACGAGGUUUAG
This is a messenger RNA of Aspergillus chevalieri, 651 nucleotides long. RefSeq names its product 1-pyrroline-5-carboxylate dehydrogenase. The record is from RefSeq and is a predicted model, not a curated record. The transcript has a single exon. Gene Ontology annotation, cellular component: mitochondrial matrix. NCBI's taxonomy places the organism in Eukaryota, Fungi, Ascomycota, Eurotiomycetes, Eurotiales, Aspergillaceae. Bases 1 to 651 code for a protein of 216 amino acids. Gene Ontology annotation, molecular function: L-glutamate gamma-semialdehyde dehydrogenase (NAD+) activity.